This is a messenger RNA of Laetiporus sulphureus 93-53, 3366 nucleotides long. Its product is annotated as DNA ligase 4. The record is from RefSeq and is a predicted model, not a curated record. The transcript is spliced from 30 exons. Gene Ontology annotation, biological process: nucleotide-excision repair, DNA gap filling; double-strand break repair via nonhomologous end joining; DNA recombination. Gene Ontology annotation, cellular component: DNA ligase IV complex. Lineage: Eukaryota; Fungi; Basidiomycota; Agaricomycetes; Polyporales; Laetiporaceae. Bases 148 to 3204 code for a protein of 1018 amino acids. Gene Ontology annotation, molecular function: DNA ligase (ATP) activity; ATP binding; DNA binding.
GGAAACUUGGACCUAGCCGGUGGUCAUUCGGUGCACUCUCCAAAUCCUCUUAAAGAGUUGCCACUCACUGACCUGAACUGCAAGUCUACGCCUACUUCAUUCGUGGAAACGCAAUAAGUAAAAUAUCAUCAGUUCCGGUAUAGCGAAAUGUUGCCAACUGCUUCACCUCCGUCACCUCCCCCGUCACCUCCUUCCUCCCCUCCGACAGCCGAGACAGCAGUCCCGGAAGAUCACAAUAUUAUCUACCCUGCACCACCACAAAACAGAGGCACUGCCCCAUUCCAAGUGUUGGCUAUUCUUUUUGACAAGCUUCAGCAUGAACGCAAGCCAGAGAAAAGGAGGAGACUGCUUGAUUCAUGGUUCAAUCAUUGGAGAGGGGAGAAGGGAUACGAUCUUUACCCUGUACUGCGACUUAUUCUCCCUCAAAAAGACCGCGAACGGGCGGUAUAUGGCCUGAAGGAGAAGUUCCUCGCGAAGACAUUCAUUAAGUUGAUUCCGCUCGGCACAAGAGAUCCUGACGCUAUUCGACUGCUCAACUGGAAGAAGCCUACAGAGAGAAAUAAGUCCUCAGGUGACUUCCCGACCGUCCUCUACGAAGUUAUCAGCAAACGAUCAUCCGUGAUUGAGGGAUCUCUGACUAUUGACGAGCUCAAUGACCUUCUUGACGAACUCGCACAAAACAUAGGAAAACAUGAUGUCCAGGCAAGAAUAAUGCAGCGCAUAUACAACCGUACCACACCCGAAGAGCAAUGCUGGAUUGUCCGCAUCAUCCUGAAAGACAUGCAGAUCUCGGUGAAAGAAACUACCGUGUUCUCUGUAUUCCAUCCCGAUGCACACGACCUAUUCAAUACAUGCUCCGACUUGAAAAAGAUUGCGUGGGAGCUCUGGGAUCCCAAACGCAGACUCAAUGAAGAGGAUAAGGCCGUUCAGUUGUUCCGCGCGUUCGCCCCAAUGCUGUGCAAACGGCCUACACGUAAGAUCGAGGACUCCGUCAAGGAGAUGCAGGGCCGCACCUUCAUCAUGGAGGAGAAGCUGGAUGGGGAGCGCAUGCAACUGCACAAGCGCGGCAACGAGUACUUCUAUUGCUCCAGGAAGGGCAAAGAUUACACCUACCUGUAUGGGAAGCACGUCGGAACCGGCAGUCUGACGCCGUAUCUACACAAUGCAUUUGACCCUCGGGUAGACGAAAUAAUCCUAGAUGGGGAGAUGCUCGUUUGGGAUCCGGUUUCAGAGCGAAACCUCCCUUUCGGGUCGUUGAAGACGGCUGCUCUCGACAAAUCGAAGAAGGAACACAACCCACGUCCUUGCUUCAAAGUGUUCGACAUACUGUUUCUCAAUGGCGUGUCCCUCCUACACAAGUCCCUCAAAUACCGCAAGCGCAACCUAAAAUCCUGCCUGCAGGAGGUGCCGGGCCGUGUAGAGUAUGUCAAGGAAUAUGAGGGUCGCACGGCGAAGGACGUGCGCGAGCGCAUGGACGAGAUUAUGGCCAAUCGCGGCGAAGGGCUCAUUCUCAAGCAUCCGGACUCGGAGUAUGUGCUGAAUGGACGUAAUAGGGAUUGGAUCAAGGUGAAGCCAGAGUAUAUGGACAACAUGGGCGAAACGGUCGAUGUGCUAGUCGUCUCGGGGAAUUAUGGUACCGGUCGGCGCGCGGGCGGCGUCUCCACCUUCGUGUGUGCUGUGUUGGAUGACCGUCGCCCCAACGACGAAGAUGAGCCCAAGUACAGCACCCUGGUCCGCGUCGGCACGGGUCUGUCAUACGCUGACUAUGUUUGGGUACGGUCGCUGCCGUGGAAAGAAUGGAAUCCGAAGGAUCCUCCGAGCUUCAUUGAGGUCUCAUCGAAGGGUGCAGAGGACAAGGGCGACGUGUACAUCGAGCCACAGGACUCGUUCAUUUUGAAAGUCAAGGCGGCAGAGAUCGUCUCCUCCGAUUUGUAUCAUAUGGGUGUGACCAUGCGUUUUCCGCGAGCUCUGCAAAUCCGUGAUGACCUUGAGAUCUCUGAUUGUAUGACGGCAACCGCUGUCCUGGAUAGCCUUCGAUCGGAGCGGAAGCGCAAGAUGGAAGAUGAUGAUGGCAAACCUAAGAAAAAGCAGAGGAAGACGAAGAAGAAGAUCACGUUGUUGCCAGAAUAUCAGAGCCUCAAGCUCAAAGAUGUCGAAGUUCAGAGCGACCUAUUUGAGGGGAUGAAGUUAAUGGUCGCAUCUGAUCCAAAGUCGAGAACGGGUGAUGAAGACAAGAAGGAGCUUUUAAAGCUAAUUCGUGCCAACGGAGGGAGUUUCGUCCAGAUCGCGCGAGACGAUCCUCAGGUCCUAGUAGUAUAUGGAGGGACCACGACCCCAUACGAUAUCAAGCUGAUAAAGGAUAAAGGUGUAUGUGACAUCAUCAAGCCACAAUGGAUCUUGAAUUGCUGCAACCGGGGUGAACGGGUCCCUAUGAAGAAGAAGUACUUCUUUUACGCUACCCCUGGAAGAACUCAAAAUGAGGAAUACAACAUGGAGGACGAAAGCGAGGAAGAAGAAGUCCCAUGCGGGUCCUCUGAGGUCGCUAGCGAGAUGACGCCCGAACAACAAUCUGAAAAGGGAAAGGCGGAGGAAGAGAAGCUUGACCCUACAACCGCAGAGUGGUUCCAUGUAGAAGCUGCGCCUAGUAGAUCAGAAGCAAGUUCGGAAACGGAGAUUGAGACAGAAGCCGAUUCAGACAACGAGGACGUCCACGAUGAAGAGCAAGACGUUGAUGAGGAUUGGGUUGAUGUGGAGCCGAGUGAUGUCUCUGCAAGUCAGUCCGUACAGAAAACAAGCGCAAAGCUUAAAGAUACCUCUUUAAAGGAGACCGAAGUGAAGAUGGGAGAGGACGAGAAUGCCAUGCAAUACGAUCAGGACCUCAUCUUCAAGCACCUAUGUUUCUACCUUGACUCCCCGGAGAACGCAAGAAAGCACGGCAUGGUGGUGAGGGCCAAGAACGAACAAGAAAUCAGUAGGAGUUUCGAAAAGCUAGCUGCUAUCAUCAUCGCAAACGGUGGCCGUGUUGUUGAGCUGGACGAGCCGAAGCUCACGCACGUCAUUGUGGACAAACGUGACAUCAGCCGGCGUGUAGAACUCAUCAAACGGACCUCCAAACCCAAGCGACGCCAUCUCGUCAUCGCUGAGUUCAUUCAGGCCUGCCUGGACGAGGCAACAUUGCUUGACGAGGAUGAAUUCGGUCCAUGAAUCUCCGACCCCAUGCCGUACAAUGGAAAGAAACUAUUGCCUGUCAACCUCGCAUAUAAAUCGGAAACCAGAAUGUAUUGAUAGUGAUAUUGUAUUGUACAGGUACGGUGGACGCAAUUGGAAUCAAUUCACGAUUUUUCUCGAGCGUACACUGCUUCUGGG